Messenger RNA from Astyanax mexicanus (Mexican tetra), 2451 nucleotides. RefSeq names its product b(0,+)-type amino acid transporter 1. The coding region runs from base 806 to 2224 and encodes 472 amino acids. Lineage: Eukaryota; Metazoa; Chordata; Actinopteri; Characiformes; Acestrorhamphidae. The transcript has 6 exons. Gene Ontology annotation, biological process: amino acid transmembrane transport. Gene Ontology annotation, molecular function: L-amino acid transmembrane transporter activity. Gene Ontology annotation, cellular component: membrane. The record is from RefSeq and is a predicted model, not a curated record.
AAUAAGAAGCAACAAAGGGUUUCGGGCUGGGACUAAACGUGCUGAGGAAACCAGGAGCAGACCAUUUUUCUUACGGAAUGCCAGACAUUUUUUAACUGAUGCUAAACUUUUAUGGAGGAAUAAACCGGUUGCUGUGUGGCUUUUUGUGCUCUGGAUGUCCCGUCUUCUGUGGGUCCAAUUGAACUUGCUGCUGCUGUUGAAAACGUGGUAUCUUUGUAUUUUUGUCACGGUCUGUGCAGGAAUACUUUGUAGCUUGUUGUAAAUCAAUAUUAGUUGUCAUGAGACAUUUGUCUGUUAGUGCAGAUUAAAAUCAUGCUGUUACUUAUAAGUACUUUGUGAGACAUUUAUAUCAAAGCAAAUGAAUGCCUUUAAGAGAGUUUAGAUUAGUUUUUUUUUUUUUUCAGAAAAGAAAUAAAUAUUGUGCUGUAAACUGAGCGUUCAUAAAAAGUAGUUAUUAAAUAACGAGAGCUUGUCAUAAAAAGCUUUUCAAAGUGUGAGUGUAUUUGAACCUCUGCCCUUUUACAACAUAUUAACUUCAUGUUUUAAAAUAAUGUGUGGAGAAAGUUAAAUGAACAGCUGGAGAGCUAGAAACUGAGCUUCUCUUGUCCUCAGCAGAAAACUGAAGUGGAGUAUUGAGUGGAAGUUCGGCCUACAAGCCUUUAAGCCUGCAAGUCUGUAAUUACUGACUGUCCAUUGCAGGAGGAGCUCAGUGUCCCCAGUAGCAUCUUUUUGACACUGAAAUCCAGUAGAGUCUGUAGAAAAAAGGCUAGAUUUUUUGGAACUCGGAGACUAAGAGUUUUCUACAAUGGGAGAAGACAUGGACGGCAAACCUACAAAACUACACCUGAAAUCCGAAGUAGGACUGGUUGGAGGAAUAUCCCUGAUUGCUGGGGUCAUGAUCGGAUCUGGGAUUUUCAUGUCUCCUCAGACCGUCCUGCUGAACAUUGGGAGUCCUGGUGCUGGCUUGGUGAUCUGGGCCUGCUGUGGCCUGUUGGCUAUGCUAGCUUCUCUCAGCUAUGCUGAGCUGGGUACAGUCAUCCGAGAGUCUGGAGGGGAGUAUAUCUACAUACUGCGGACCUCAGGCAACCUGAUGGCCUUUGUCAUGGCUUUCACAUCUAUAGUUGUUGUAAGGCCAACCAGCUUGACUGGAGUGGCUCUCAGCUUUGCCCAGAACGCUGUGGCACCCUUCUACUUGGAGUGCCAACCUCCAGUGGUGGUGGUGAAGUGGGUCGCUGCUAUUGGGAUCCUGUUUUUGACCAUAGUGAACUGCCUAAAUGUACGUUCCUCCGUGGCUCUCACAGUGUUCUUCAUGGUGGUGAAAUUCAUUGCACUCGUGGUUAUUGUGAUUGGCGGUGUCGUGUUACUCGCUCAAGGUAACACUGCCAACUUCCAGAAUUCUUUCGAAGGAACCAAUCUCAACCUUAGUGCCAUAGGAAUGGCGUUCUAUCAGUGUCUGUGGUCCUACGAUGGCUGGAACAACCUGAACUAUGUAACAGAAGAGCUCAAACGGCCUGAGGUAAACCUACCCAGGGCUUUGAUGAUUGCCAUCCCAAUGGUAACUGUCCUCUACCUGCUGGUCAAUGUAAGUUAUCUAGCUGUCAUGACUCCCAGAGAGCUGGCAGUUUCCAGUGCUGUGGCUGUUACAUGGGGGAAUAAGGUGCUGGGAGGCUGGGGCUGGGUGAUGUCCGUUGCAGCAGCUCUGUCAUCCUUUGGGUCUCUGAAUGGAUCGUUCUUCAGUGGAGGACGAGUCUGCUUCGUAGCUGCCAGAGAGGGACAUAUGCCUGAUAUCUUGGCCAUGGCUCAUGUUCGACGCCUCACUCCAUCUCCAGCUCUCAUCUUCACCACUGUUAUCUCCCUCAUUGUGCUCAUCCCUGGAGACUUCGAGGGAAUAGUGAACUUCUUCAGUUUCACAGCCUGGUUCUUCUAUGGCGUCACAUUAUCAGGACUUCUUUACCUAAAAAUCAAGAAACGUGAUCUUCCUCGUUCAUACACGGUCCCCAUUAUUAUCCCCUUCCUGGUCCUGCUGGCAGCAGUGUUCCUCGUUCUUGCUCCCAUCAUCGACAACCCUCAGAUCGAGUACCUGUACGUGACCCUCUUCAUCCUCAGCGGAGUUCUGAUUUAUGUUCCAUUCAUUCACUACAAACUGUGUCCCGGAUUCCUGAACAAACUCACAGUCUUCCUCCAGCUCUUCCUGGAGGUGGCGCCAGCUGAUAAAAACCUGUGAGGUUCCAGGACCUUCUGGUUUGGGAGACAUUUCUUGUCCCAACUUUGUAGUAACACUGAACACUGUAGCAGUUAAAAAAAGCUCCAUUUUUGCUGUUUUUAAUUUUGUUUACAUAAUAUGAAUCUGAACGUAGUUCUUUAUGUUGUAUUAAAAUUGUAUAAUGAAUGCAAUCCAAUUGAAAUGCUCCAAAAUUUGGAAUAACUUGGAAUAAAAUCUUUUUCCAUUGA